AUGAAGAAACAACAGAGAAAUCGGAAAAGAAAACAGAAAGAAUUUAGACAUCUUGUUGAGCGAUUUCGGCAAAUGCAACAUCAUGAAGAAGUUGCACAAGAAAAAGAAUUCAAGAGGAGGCGUGACAGUCGAGAAAGGCGAAAGGUCGCCGUCAAAACUGACCGAAGACUUGUGAAAUACAAAAGAAUAUAUGUUUUAUCUUCUCUGGCAUUAGUAAGUGGCUCCAUCAUGACAUUUGGGAGUGUCGUCAAGGGGUUAGGAGAAGGAUCUGUUCUAUGGACGCACAGAUCCGUUUUUAUAAUCUGUGGGCCGGUAACGUUAGGAUUAGGUGUGCUAUUGCUGUUUCUCGCGACUGGUCUUGUUGUCGAGCGACAGGAAAAGCUAAAAAAGCGUAUAUUAGACAUGGGAGACAGUUUCAAUUCACACAGUUUCAACGAUAGAAAGAGUUCUUGCCAUACAAACAGUUCUUCAAAAUUAUUGCUGUCACGGGAAGUAUCUUCUUCCGGUUCAAGUGCAACAGACACUUCCGGAAGUUCGUGUAACCGAGCGAAAAGUAGUGAUUAUAGGUCAAAAAUAGGACGACAGGCUUCGGAGGAAUCUGAAAUGGAGAUUUUCCUAGAUUCCAGUAAUUCUUCAGUGGGGUCUUCAGGAUUGUCAUUCUCUGCAAAAUGGGAAGCUUUGUCAAACUUUCCAAAACAAGGAAAUACAAAUAAUCUAAAACAGAAUGAAGGUUUUAUUAAAAAAGACAACAUUCCCGCUUGUGUUCCUAGACGUGGAAUUGUGCCAAAAAAUACAGUUUCGACACUAGAGACGUGCAUCAUUGUUAACGAAAUAGAUCAACCGAAAGACAGAGGUGUUACCUGUGUUUCAUCGCCGAUUGGAAAACAAACUAGCAUUUAA
Messenger RNA from Ylistrum balloti, 900 nucleotides. RefSeq lists its product as uncharacterized. The record is from RefSeq and is a predicted model, not a curated record. The coding region runs from base 1 to 900 and encodes 299 amino acids. The transcript is spliced from 2 exons. NCBI's taxonomy places the organism in Eukaryota, Metazoa, Mollusca, Bivalvia, Pectinida, Pectinidae.